Messenger RNA from Melampsora larici-populina 98AG31, 1024 nucleotides. RefSeq lists its product as uncharacterized. The transcript is spliced from 4 exons. Gene Ontology annotation, cellular component: cytosol. Bases 1 to 894 code for a protein of 297 amino acids. The record is from RefSeq and is a predicted model, not a curated record. NCBI's taxonomy places the organism in Eukaryota, Fungi, Basidiomycota, Pucciniomycetes, Pucciniales, Melampsoraceae. Gene Ontology annotation, molecular function: magnesium ion binding; holo-[acyl-carrier-protein] synthase activity.
AUGGUAUCUCAGCUUGGCACUUGGGCAGUGGACAUUCAUUCAUGGGACCCACCUCAGGCACAAUGGAAGUCUUUAGUCGAUGCAUUGGAUCUUGAAAGCCAAAAGGACGUCACCUCAUAUCGCCAUAUGAUCGACUCAAAGAGAUGUCUGGUUGGCAAGCUAUUGGUGCGUGCUAUCGUCUUCGAGCUCUAUGGUCUGAAUCCGACCUCCCUGAAGUUCUCGCGGACAGAGCUAGGUCGACCAUACAUGUCGAGCCAACUACCUAAUCACGCAUAUUUCGAUUACAACAUCUCGCACGAUUCGGAUUUGAUUGUUUGUGGCUAUAUAGCAACUUUUGAAGCCUCUCAGUUCCUUCAAAAAAUCGGCGUAGAUGUGAUGCAACUGAAAUUACCACGGGGAGAACAGUCCAUUGAGACGUUCGCCGAGAUGCUCUCUGAGUCACUUACCGGUACCGAGAAUGAUCUGAUCAGACAGCCUUCAUCAUCACCCUCGGGACGUACUACCGACGAGAUCCUCCUGGAUCAUUUACUUCAGCUGUGGACUCUCAAGGAAUCUGUAGUGAAAGCAAUGGGUGUGGGUCUAUCAAGGGAACUGACAACCAUCAAUUUCUCAGCACUUCCUCCCUCAAACCAAUCUUUCUUCGUCUACUCCGAACCCACGAUUAUGAAGAUGGAGCAACAAGUGGAUAUCAAGUUCUCCGUAGAUGGGAAAGUUUGUGAAGGCUGGUCUAUCUGGAAUACGAUCCUCCACCUUCCUCGCGAGAUAGCACUUGAUCGAUACGUCCUGUCUGUUGCUGUGCAAUUUGGAAAGGGAGCUGACUCGGAUGGAACCUGCAUACAUGGUGUGAAUUUUAAGCCUAUUGAAGAGUUGGUGACGGCGAGCUUGAGGAAAUAGCUGCUAAAGCAUGAGGUAUUGUCUGUGAUAUGGUCUUUUGUUAUUUUCAGAAUCUCAUUAGUGGUGUAAAGCAAAGGGAUGGAUGUGUAAGAUCAAUUUUUCAAUUCGUAUCACGAAUUGAAGGUUCAGC